UGGCUCCGCGCCCUGCCCAAAUGUGAACUUCAUCUACAUCUUGAGGGCACGGUGACACCCGAAACCCUCGUGGUGCUCUCAGCCCGCCACGACAGCGAGCCCCUGCGUCUCGAAGACGUCCGCGAGCUCUACAAAUACAAGGAUUUCGCGCACUUCCUUAAAACCUUCACGCUGGUAUGCGACCGCCUCCUCACGCCGGACGACUACGCACUUGUCGCGCGUGAGAUGGUACGCGACCUCGCAGGGCAAGGCGUCGUCCACGCAGAGGUGUACGUGGCGUGGGGAAACAUCAUGAGGUGGAAGCCUGACCUCCAGGUCGAGGACGUCAUGCGGGCCUUGGAAGACGCUGUGGCCGGCAUUGAGGACCAGACAGGGACCACGCCUCCGUCGAUACUGUGGAUCGCGGAUGCGAGUCGGCAGUGGGGCAGUGAGCACGUGGGCGAGGUAUUCCGGCUGGCAGCGCGUCUGAGAGAACAGGUUCCGAGUGUUGUCGGGGUGGGCAUAGGUGGCGAUGAGGCUGGCGGACCUAUGGAGUGGUUCCAUGAGGUGUAUGCGGAAGCCAAGAAGGCUGGCCUGAGACUGACUGCUCAUGCUGGUGAAGCUACCGGUGCGGUCCAGGGACCGAAUGAGAUCCGGACGGCACUAAAAAUGGGCGUAGAGAGGGUCGGACAUGGGCUGGCAGCGCAGUACGAUCAAGAUUUGAUGGCAAUAUUGGCUAGAACACGCGUGCCUCUAGAGAUCAACAUAAUGUCAAAUGUUUUGACAGGCUGCUGCCUGUCGGUCCAAGAGCACCCGUUGCCAAUGUUUCUUGACAACGGAAUUCUAUGCACCAUCAACUCCGAUGAUCCGGCGAUGUUUGGGUCUCAAUGUCUCGACGAGUAUGUGUUGAUAUACGAGAAGCUUGGUCUGAGCUUGGAAGAUUUGAGAAGUCUAGCAAGAAAUUCCGUUACUGCUAGCUUUCUUAGAGAAGAAGCAAAGAGGAAGAUUCUAGCGGAUAUCACGAAUCAUAG
This is a messenger RNA of Cryphonectria parasitica EP155, 1010 nucleotides long. RefSeq lists its product as uncharacterized. Gene Ontology annotation, molecular function: deaminase activity. The record is from RefSeq and is a predicted model, not a curated record. The annotation marks the transcript as partial. The transcript has a single exon. Lineage: Eukaryota; Fungi; Ascomycota; Sordariomycetes; Diaporthales; Cryphonectriaceae.